Molecule: messenger RNA, 3607 nt
Organism: Alexandromys fortis (reed vole)
Lineage: Eukaryota; Metazoa; Chordata; Mammalia; Rodentia; Cricetidae
Gene: Clxn
Product: calaxin
Exons: 7
Coding region: 99-830 (243 amino acids)
Molecular function (GO): calcium ion binding
Source: RefSeq, a predicted model, not a curated record
GCCAUGAGUCUGCACUAGGCUGCCUCAGCCUGGAGCUCAUGAGGGACCCGGCUCUAGGCUCCAGAUGACACUGAGACCUCAUUAUAUGAACUCCCGCCAUGAACCGAAAGAAGCUGCAGAAGUUGACGGACACCUUAACCAAAAGUUGCAAGCACUUUAAUAAAUCUGAAGUGAACUGCCUUAUAACGCUUUUCUAUAACUUGGUGGGAGAAGUAGCAGAAAGGCCAGGGGUAGUCAUUGGACUAGAUCGUAAUGCAUUUCGGAACAUCCUGCAUGUGACAUUUGGAAUGACAGAUGACAUGAUUAUGGACAGAGUAUUUCGAGGUUUUGAUAGAGACAAUGAUGGCUGUGUAAGUGUAUCUGAGUGGAUUCAUGGAUUAUCACUGUUUCUUCGAGGGACUUUAGAAGAAAAAAUGAAAUAUUGCUUUGAAGUGUUUGAUCUGAAUGGGGAUGGCUUCAUUUCAAAGGAGGAGAUGUUCCACAUGCUGAAGAACAGCCUUCUCAAGCAGCCCUCUGAAGAAGACCCUGAUGAAGGGAUCAAAGAUUUGGUUGAAAUUACGCUUAAGAAAAUGGACCAAGACCAUGACGGGAAGCUGUCCUUUACAGACUAUGAGAACGCCGUGAGAGAAGAGACUCUCCUGCUGGAAGCCUUUGGGCCAUGCCUGCCUGAUCCAAAGGUGGUAGCAGAGACUGCACAGCAAGCUGGACCUAUUGAAGAGCCUUCUCUAUUCCAGGACCCACUCGACGCUAACAGAUUUUCAAGUCACUUGAGCCAGAUGGAAUUUGAAGCCCAGGUAUUCAAAGACCCGCAUGAUUUCCAUGAUAUAUGAUUUCCUAAAUGUAUUGAUUUGAGUAAGUACAGAAGGAGCCACUUGAAGUUCAUCUGUUCUUCUCGACCCAGGAGAUGCUGUGGGGAGAUUCACAUCAUUUGUGUGUGUUUUAGUUCAGGCUUUUUCAGAUACAGUGGAUUUGGCAAUACAUGUUGACACUGCAAAACUAUUUUUACCACUUGAACUCUGUUAAGACACAUACCUGUCAUAAACCUCCAGAUUAAUCAAAGCAAUGAACAAAUUAUAUGGACACCACUUAUGGGUACAAAAUAGUCUUCAUGUCAAAAAUAGCUUGAGUGUACACUGAAAUAUUGUUGAAACUACAGUUUCCUUCAUAGCAAUCAGUGAUGAGGGUGGUACUCAGAGAUUAUGAACAUGGCAAGCAAGAGGGGCUAUAGUAACAUGAAGGUCAGGGGACCCUGUCUGUUGUGCUUUCUUCUAUGAGGCUUUCCUUCACCAGCUAAUGGGCAUUGGAGGGCAAAGAUUUUGUCAUACACACUAUCAUGGCCACCACAGCAGUUAGCACUUUGCAUGUAAUAGGCCCUCAAUAAAUAUUUCAGAUUGGAUUUGAAACCAGUAAAGUUCCAUACGAUUACUUCUUGUCCAUGAGCAGAGAGGUCUUCUCUGUUGAUGAGCCCACAUUUCAGCUAAUUUCUGGAUGACCAGAGACGUCUGCGCUCUCCAUGGGCCCAGCUUUCAAUCAGUCUCUAGAGGCACAUUCAGCUCCUUCAUUGCCAUCAAACGCCAGGGCCCUCUCUGCUAUGACGUCCAGUGUCACACCACGCUAGCCUGGCUGUAGUCCAUUUACCACCUCCGUAUGGAAUAUAGUGUCAUGGUUGCACGCUGCCUGGAUUUCCAGUGCAUAACCCACAGGGAUCACGUCAUAUUAUAUUCUAAAGGGGCCUUCCAGCUAUGGAAUUUCGAAAGUUCCUGUCGGGGCCGUGGCCAUCUUGUGGUACUGAAAGAGCUCUCCUCCCCAGGUCUCCUAAGCUCCAUGUGCCCCUUGGGACUCACAGGAGAGCAACUAAAGGGGCUGACAAUAUGGUACCUACCCCUGAAUCAUACAAGCUCUAGAUAAUAUGUCAAAAAGCAAAUCCCUUUUCCUGUUAUAUAUGCGUUACGUUUGUGCAAAGGUUAUACUCUAUACAGAAAUUGACUAUUCCUAAUCAGUAGAAUAAGUAAUCAACCAUGCUGAUACAUGGGGCUUUACAUGAGCAUUCUUUCUAUGAAAGUUAUAAAUAAUAAAACACAGUGAUCUUUGUAUUUCUAUCAUCAUUCAUCACUGGAAAAUGUCAGCCAAAAUGAUGUGUAAUUAAGGUAUACAUAACGUGUAUACGUGUAUUCGACUAAACAAUUACUACUUAAAGUUUAGUGGGAUACCUGUUAACACACAUUUGUCUAGCCUAGUGCAGUCUGCCCUCGUGGUUUCAGGUGCAGUGACCGUAUCUUCUGUUGAAUUACUGAAAUCCAGUACACCCAACACCCCCUCCUUUCCACUUAUUGAUGGUCACAGCUACUUACCAACCCACUUUCUGCUGCUGUGAGAUUCUCAGCUUUAAGUUCACAUAAAAACAAGGUUCUAUAAGACUCAUUUUCCCCUGGGUGGGGCAUGUUGUGCUUUUGUAGUGCCCAGCUUAUUCACAGUAUUGCAAAUUAUAUAAAUCCUAUCUUAAAGGCUGACUAACAUUUCACUUCUAAUGUAUAUGAGAUACAUGUAUGUAGAUCAUGAUGGCAUCGUCCUUUUCUGUUUGUCUAAUGGCAGACAGCGUGCUGUACCGUGAGAAUGCUGUGAAAUGAACACAAGACCCCGGCGUCUCUCUGAGCGAUAGACUGAAUUUCAUUCGGUAGCUCUGUUUCCACUUCGCUGCCGUCUUUCCUGAUGGCUGUCCUAAUAUACACCUCCACCAAUGCUGUGAGGGUUCUUUUUUCCAUAAACCAUGAGCAUAAUUUUGUUAGUUGUGUAUGUCCUUCUACCAUUAGACACUAAAAUUCCAUGGAGUGUAGCAACACUGAGCUUUUCACGUAUAUAAAAUUGUUGGCCGUUUUUAUAGAUUUGCAAAACACAAAGCUGGGGCCUUUCUUCAGUUUGCACUACAUCUUUCUGUGCAAUUGCGGUUCACUGAAAAAAAAAAUCCAGAAGCUUAAGGAGACUAAAAAGCUAAAAGAAUAAAAUAUUGAUGAAUACUCUGAUGAGUCCUUUCAAUUUUCCGAGGCCUGUCGCUGUGCACCUCUCGACGUGUGCAGCUUUGCGUGUGGUUGUGUGGAAACUGCAUCUCUUCAAGAUGCCGCCUUGGGAACACUUCUCAGGGUGAUUAGGGUUUGUCCACCGCCUGGCUUGUCUUGCCUUCCAUGUGUCAGGUCAUUGUGUACAGUUAAGUUACUCUAGUGUUUGCUGUGAUAGCAGCUAACGGUGAACACCCCGCAGGCCCAUCUCACGUGCUUCACCGCUGGUUUUCCUGGAGUGGGUUUGGAAGUGAAUCACUGCACUGAGGUCAUGUGUGGUCCCGUGGCUCUCACAGAGCUGCUCCUGGUCUAGAGACCAUCAGUCUCAUCACUGGUAAGAGCGGUCUUCCCACUUCCUCUCCAUGGGUGAUUUGUGUCAUUGGUUUUACCACGAUAGCUGUUUGCUUUCUGCUGCUGUGAUAAAGACCAUGGCCAAAAUCAACUUGGGAAGGAAAAGAACCUGGAGGGAAGAACUGAAACGGAAACCGUGGAGGAUGCUGCUUACUUGCUCCUCGCGGCUUGCUCGACCUAAUUUCUUAUAUCACCCUGAGACA